Messenger RNA from Castor canadensis (American beaver), 924 nucleotides. It is a transcript of the gene Nkx1-2, whose product is annotated as NK1 homeobox 2. Gene Ontology annotation, molecular function: RNA polymerase II cis-regulatory region sequence-specific DNA binding; DNA-binding transcription factor activity, RNA polymerase II-specific. Gene Ontology annotation, cellular component: nucleus. NCBI's taxonomy places the organism in Eukaryota, Metazoa, Chordata, Mammalia, Rodentia, Castoridae. The record is from RefSeq and is a predicted model, not a curated record. Gene Ontology annotation, biological process: regulation of transcription by RNA polymerase II; cell differentiation.
AUGCUGGCAUGGCAGGACGGCGGAGCCAAGGCGGCUCCCUCCCACCACAAGAUCUCCUUUUCGGUCCUGGACAUCCUGGAUCCGCAGAAAUUCACUCGCGCUGCGCUCCCGGCUGUGCGUCUCGCUGCUCGGGAUGCCAGGAAAAGUUUGGCGGAGGUUGAACCUGGGAACGACGCCAGCCCUGGAGACCCGAUUCAGGAGCAGAAGAGCUCUGAUGCUGCAGGCCGAAACGCUGGCUCAGCGUCCCCUCUGGAGGGCUCUGAGGCGGAAGAGGAGGAGGAGGACGCGGAGGAUGCGGGACGGGAGCGGGUUGAGCGCUUGCAGGCGGGACCCGCGCGCUCCCCCGAGGCCGGGGCGGCGGUCGCAGCUGGGGAGAGCAGCGCGGCUGGCGAGAGCGGCCUCACCGGCUCCUCCGGCUCGCCCGACUCCCCGCGGCCCCGGCGCCGGCGCGCCGAACCCAGCUGCGCCAAACCGCGGCGCGCGCGCACCGCCUUCACUUACGAGCAGCUGGUGGCCUUGGAGAACAAGUUCAGGGCCACGCGCUACCUGUCAGUGUGCGAGCGCCUGAAUCUAGCACUGUCGCUCAGCCUCACCGAGACGCAGGUCAAAAUCUGGUUCCAGAAUCGCAGGACCAAGUGGAAGAAGCAGAACCCAGGCGCCGAUGGCGCGGCGCAGGCGGGGGGCGGCGCACCCCAGCCUGGGACGCCCGGAGCGACAUCGGGGACCUGCGGCGGCUCGGGGAGCAGCCCCGGCCCCCCGGGCUCCAGUGCUCUGCCCUUCCAGACUUUUCCCUCCUACUCCGCCACCAACGUGCUGUUCCCCGCCACUGCGUCCUUCCCGCUAACGGCCGCCUCCACCGCGAGCCCCUUCGCGCCAUUCCUCGGGCCCUCCUACCUAACCCCUUUCUACGCCCCGCACCUAUGA